GCAGGUGUUUGGUGUUGAUGACAGUGUGCCUCGGGCUCAUGUGUGUUCUUCUGCUGGUCUUCAUCACACUGUACAUCACCAUCACAGCAGAGAGAGACCUGUUAAAGAACACAGUUGAAGAGUUCACUCACACUAUAAACAGAUUACAGGACAAGAACACUGAUCUAAUGACUGAAAAAGACCAACUGAAGAACAACGUCAGCUCUUUGAGUCAGAAGAAACUAGAGUUAGAGACUAGAGUCAUGUCUUUGAAAGAGGAACUGAAGAGAGAAGUGUCUAAACAAGGUUUUUUCUUCAUAUCUAGUGAGUCGAUGAGCUGGCCUGAGAGCAGGCAGUACUGCACAGAUCGAGGAGCUGAUCUGGUCAUUAUCAACACUGAAGAGAAGCAGAGGUGCAUAACUUCAUUAGCCAAGGAGAGAGUGUGGAUUGGUUUGACUGACUCUGAUACUGAGGGGAUCAUGAAAUGGGUGGAUAAAUCACCACUGAAACAAGGGUUUUGGUUCAAAGGUGAGCCGAAUAACUAUACUGUAAAUGAGGACUGCGUUGAAGUGAUGCCUACAAAAGACCCUGUGAACAACUGGAAUGAUCAUUCCUGCUCUGAGAAGAGGAAGGGGAUUUGUGUUGUAGCGAAGUUCCCCUCCAUCCUCCCCACCACCACCAGGAUGGCUCCCGUCCAUUCAUUCGGGGGAAGAAAGAGGCACCUGCCUCUAUCUUAA
Molecule: messenger RNA, 716 nt
Organism: Pimephales promelas (fathead minnow)
Lineage: Eukaryota; Metazoa; Chordata; Actinopteri; Cypriniformes; Leuciscidae
Source: RefSeq, a predicted model, not a curated record